Messenger RNA from Pleurotus ostreatus (oyster mushroom), 501 nucleotides. RefSeq lists its product as uncharacterized. NCBI's taxonomy places the organism in Eukaryota, Fungi, Basidiomycota, Agaricomycetes, Agaricales, Pleurotaceae. The record is from RefSeq and is a predicted model, not a curated record. The transcript has 5 exons. Bases 1 to 501 code for a protein of 166 amino acids.
AUGGCCCGAGGACUUGCUGUGGACACAAGGGGUGAUAGUAGCAUCCAGUGGGUGUCAGGCCCUCUGGUCAGUCUCGAGCUAUAUGGAAUUGCCGAAGAAGAAAUGACACUGCCAUCGAAGUCGAGUCGAAUUGACCUUACGGCCUCUACAGGAGCUGAAUGUACGAGCGAUCUUCCCAUACCUGAACUCGAAGUUUGUGAUAUUGAGCAGCCAGAACGGUGUCCGCUACGUGUUCGGGUCGCUCUCGAUCGCGGGGUUAGCGCUCUCCAGGAGCUAGUAGACUCGAUCCCGUCGGUGUUGCACCAAUUCUGCGUGGUCGUAAAGCUGUACCUCUACGCGAAAACAGAGUUUCACUCAGCGAGAGCAAAUCUUACGUGCUUCCUCCGAGCUAUGGAAUCCCGGUCUACCAGGCCACCGAUAGGCCAUCCCGUCACAGCACCAUCCUCUACGCAAACAUCGAACCUCUUCAAGCCAGCGAAUUUCUGCUUGUCGAAUCGAUAA